This is a messenger RNA of Paramecium tetraurelia, 2646 nucleotides long. RefSeq lists its product as uncharacterized. NCBI's taxonomy places the organism in Eukaryota, Ciliophora, Oligohymenophorea, Peniculida, Parameciidae. Gene Ontology annotation, cellular component: plasma membrane. The transcript has 3 exons. Gene Ontology annotation, molecular function: calcium-activated cation channel activity. The record is from RefSeq and is a predicted model, not a curated record.
AUGAAUUAAAUUAAGAUUGAUGCUAAGAAUUCUUUAACAUUUGAUCCUUUUCGCAUACCAGCCAGUAUUGACCUGGCUAAAGUUCAUUAGAAAGCGUCCAUUUGUGGAGAAAAUGAGUAAAAAUCAGAUCAUUGCCCAUGCUGUGGAUAGCCUAUACAACAAAGGGAAAUUUCAUUAUGCUAAAAUAGAUUGGAUUUGGCAUUUCUGGGUCAGGGAAUGCCUUUAUUUUUUGAGAUGACUUCGUAAUUAAUAUUGAUAGUGCUUAUUUUAUUUACUCUACUUGGGAUACCAUCUUUAAUAGCAAAUUUAGGAAAUCACGAUUGCAUUUCAGAAGAAAAUUUAUUUUAUAAGCUUUCAUUAAAUGGACUUUGCAAUAAAAACUGUCCUUAAAAUUCGACUGAUUUUUCUUCUAUCACUAAAUUAUUACAUUCAAAUGAUUGUGAGACUAUAUGUGCCAAAAUUGGGGAUAUUUGUCUAGGAACAUCAGUUCUCUAAAUGUCAUUCGCAAACAAGUAGUUUGAUGAGACUUCGAAAUUAGUUUAAUCCAUAUUAGUUUUAUGCAGUAUUUUGGUGUUUAAGUUUGCAAUGAUUAGAGUAAGGAUAUCAUAGAGGAGAACAGUAAGGAUUUGUGAUUAGGAAUUUGUAUCGCCUUCAGAUUUCACAGCAAUGAUGACCAAUCUACCUAUAAAUGAAUAUAAUGAAGCAGAAUUAAAGGAUGCGUUGCUCGAUUUUUGUUAUUAGUUUGAUGAGAGCGGGUAAUACGAAAUUGUCAAGAUAAUAAUAGCAUAUGACAUUACUUCAUUUGUUGAAUUCAGUAGGGAAAAGAUGAGUCUGGAAAAGAAAAUAGAAAGAAUUGAGAAUUAUUAUAAAUAAUAUGGUCGUUAUCCACGAUCUAUGAAAAUCAACUAGCUUAAUGAAUUGAAAUAAAGGAUAGGAAUUUUAGAUGAAAAAUUAACAAAGAUUGAGAAUGAAGUUGAAAAUUAAUAAUAUGCACACUAGACUUAAGUUGCAUUUGUGACUUUCUAAACUAAAGAAUAAUUGUAAUCGGUUUUGGAUUAAACUAAACUUUCUCACUGGGAAGAGUUAUGGAUUAGAUUCAAAUAUUACUUCAUUAAUCGAUAAGAUUAGAGGGGAUUCUACUUUAAAAAUAGAAUUAUCAUAAUUUGUAGGGCUCCAGAGCCGAAUGAUGUCUUUUGGGAAAAUUGUGGGUUUAACUUUCAGUAUCAAUUACAAAAAAGAAUAUUGAAUUUCUUUAUUACGAUAUUCAUUUUAGGAGCUUCCUUCACUAUUUUACUAGGUUUGAAUAUUCUGUAAAGCCAGAACCUUUCAUCCUAUGAUGAUGCUAUACUGAUAAUAAUAACGCUGGUUAUCUCAUUAAUAAUCACAAUUAUAAAUUAGAUCAUCUACUAUUUUAUCAAGUUAUUAGGAUUAUCAGAAAAGCAUUUUACCAAGACUCAUCAUGAUGUUUCUGUGGCAACUAAAUUGGCAAUUGUUUAAUUUUUUAAUUCAGGAAUCUUCACUAAAGUUAUAAAUAUUUUGGUGUAUAAUUUUGAAAAUGUUAAGACUGACAAUUAUGCAUCAACAUAUGCAUAUUCCAGAUAAGGAGGGGUAAUUUCAGAUGCAUUCUUUUUGUUAAUUGUGAAUUCAUUCUUUGUUCCUAUUUUGGCCUAUUUGGAUCCACUCUAUCUCUAUAAGUUAUACCAGCAAUACUUCUUUAAAGUCGAUAACAAUUUUAACCAAAUAGAGGCAAAUAAAAUAUUUGAAGGACCCUCGGUAUUUUUAUACGAGCAAUAUUCAUACAUAUGUUUAUCUAUUUGGAUCUCACUACUCUUUGCACCUUUGCUGCCAAUUUCUUUACUAUUUUGCAGUUCCGGAUUGCUACUCUACUAUUGGAUCUAAAAGUACUUAUUAUUGAGAAGGAAUUCCAAGCCUCCUUUUUAAAGUUUUCAUUUGAAUCGAGAAAUGAUGAAUUUAUUUGAAUUAAGUCCUAUAAUAUUGGCUGUUGGUUAAAUGUGGGCAGACUAUAUUUUCAGUUCUAGUUCAGCCAUAUUGACUGUCAAUUUUAUUAGCUUAGGUUUCUCUUGUCUGGAAUUGAUUACUCCAGCCACUAGAAUCAGUAAGCUAUUUGAUAAGAAGAGUAAUAUAUCUACUGAGAAAGACAGAUACUCGGAUGUCUAUUUGAAAUUACCAACUGAUUAUGAUAGAACCAAUCCAUUAACAUAACAGAACGCUAUAUUAGAAUUCAUAUAAGCAAAAACCCUAGUCGAUUCAAAUUACGUUUAGCCUCAAGUGAUGGACACCAAAACAGCCCUCUAUAAAUACGCUUAGAUGGGAGGAGUUCAAUUUAUGAGGAAUACCAUUUCAUUGAAGCUCAAAAUCUCCAUGAUGAGGAAAAUCAAACUAAUAAGGAAGGCUCGUUAGAUUGCUGCUGUGAUUUAGCAGUAACAAGAUGAAGAGAUGUCUCAAGAAUAGGAGGAACCUAUUUAUACUCAAACACCUGAAUAUAUGAUAAUCAAUAAGAAUAUUAGUUUCAGGAAGAAUUCAUUAAAUAUCUCCACUGAUAAUGACAACAAUAAUAAAUUUCAAGAAGCGUAGAACUACAAUUUCUCUAAAAUUCUCAACCCAAACAAAUUUGAAAAUUUAUGA